GGGAAGUGAAAACAAAGAGCCACCUUCUCGAAGGAGUUGAAUUCGUUUGCCACCCCCUGGAAGGGUGGUGAUGUUUCUUCGUCUGCACGACUACCGUGUUUAUGUGUGUGUUUGUGUGUGAGGGUUUUUUUUGUAGGUUUUUUUUGUUGGGUGUUCUUUCCCAUCUACAAGCAAAACCCACAUGGUAGCACAUGGCGAAUGAACGGGACGGUAAACAAAAGGACGGAUAGCGGAGUUUGCGGAAUGGGCAGGAAACACGAAACCAACCAAAUCAUCAUGUCGCCUGUGAGCCGUCUUUUCGAAGCCACAAACCGUUCCGAGUGAAAAUAAAGCAAUUACGGUGGAUUAAAAAUUAAACCCCAAACCAACACAAACACGCCAUGCACACACGGGUCCAUGGUGAUGAUGAUGAUGAUGAUGUAAAUGAUUCAUUGUGCUUCGUUACACUCUUAUGAAGUUGCAAGUUUCGUUCGUGCUCAUAGUAAAAGCGAACUUUCACCACCUUUUUGCCAAUCAAACAACAUCGGCGCACAGGCCAAUGUAUUCGUGUGACGAUUAGUGGCACUUAAAAAGCUCGCAACUGCUGCAACUGCUGGAAAUGUAUACUCAUGAUCGAAGCGGAGGGGAUGAAGGACGAUAGAAUUGCUGGUGGCAAAUGUACCUGCUGGGCAAACAAAUUUAAUUCACCACUGCAUUGCCUAUCGGAAUCGAAAAUCAUUUAAGUGAGUGCUGUGGCGUUAAAACAUGAAAGGAAAAUAGGCAAAGGGUACAGGAGUAUACUGCCGUGAUGAAGUGCAAAAACAAAUAUCCGGAAUGGAUGUAUUCGAGUGUGUACAUAGUGUCGGGAACGUAUUCGAAUAUCACGUUGAGUGGAAGCGUUUGAAAAGCAGACUGGGUAUCAUGAUUGUAGUUUUUUCUCUUUAAAAAAGACAAAUCUUAUGUUCAAAAUAGCUCAUUGUCUUUCUUUUACUAUCAAGUUCCAUACUUUCGUUAGCCAACAGCAAACAACCUUCAAUGAAAUAUUUGCAUAAGCAGGAGCAAGCGAGUAUUGUCAUGAAGAUUGCAUAAGUUUUGGCGUAUUAAAAUUCAUUAAGACAAAAAAACACGUCAAAGCAAUAAUUUAUUUGCACUAGAAAAUGGAGAAUGGAAAAACAUGAACAAAAUCUAAGUUAAUAAGACAUUUCCAUUUUCCUUUUUUAAAGUCUGAUCAGCAUAAGUCUAGUUUUACUUAGUACGAUAAUUAUUUACACGUUAACAGUUUGGCAAAGAUUUUUAAAUAUAGAAUUUUAAUGAUUUUACGUUUACACAUUUUUAUCCUUUUUUAAUCUAUCUUCUUGCGCGACACUUUACUUGAUCUUAUUAAAAAAAAUAGUUAGCCAUUGUUAGACUGGUAGCUAAUCUCCCUGACACGUGUUACCGCAUGUUUGUUCAUCAAAUAGAUUGUGUGUCAAAUCGCUACAUAUGUGUGUUGAUCGAAUCAACACUACUCAUCAUAAUAAAUCAAACCUAUAGCUGUCAGUCAGCGCUGUAGUAAGCAGACAGGUAUGCCAGUAGGCCAUCUGGUUAAUCGAUCGUCCGUAGCGUGGUGGUAAAGCUUUCCCCAAAACAUGCGCGUACCAGGUGGCGCUCGGUUAAGAAACCGAGCCGACAACAUCACACUGACAGCAUUGUUUUCGCCUGUCAAACGCAUCUGAAACGGCAAAAGCGGUGUGCUGGUGGUCCACAAUAACAACGUUGGUGAAGGGUUGCACUUCCCCCCACCCUUUUUUUCUGGCGCUCGUACUAAAUCAACACUUCUAUCCAUUUAUGGCAGCAAUGUGGUGAUGGUGUUGUUUGGCAGCAACAGCAGCAGCAACAACAACAGUGAAAACAACGCUCGGUAACCGCGACAGUUCGGAAGAGCAAACAAAUAAACAACAUGGAAGUGAAAUAAAUUCAAACCGAAAUUGAAACCGAAAUCUCUGCUGGUGGAGCAUGCGAAACAUUGCCGCAUCGAUGCGCGACUACCGUGUGGCACCAAUACAGCGGACCUAACAAGCGACGCUUGGUGUGCUACAUUUGCGAUCGUGCAAACGUGAUGUAUGUGUGGGUGUGUGCAUGAGUAGUGGGUGGAAAAGUGUAUGUGUGUAAUAUCCAUCCCCCAACAAAAAGAGAGGGCCGUAGCUUAACGUGUCGGUGUGUGGGUGUGUGAUCGUAUAGUGAAAUCGUUGGUCCCAUUCGGGGAGGAUUAAAUGUGAGCGCGUGAAACCUUUGCGUAGCGAAACGGAACCGGAAACAAACGUGCACGUUCACGUGGCACCCUGUGGCACUCCGUAGCUGUGAACGAAUCCUUUCCUCCUACCCCAGCAGUGUGCUAACGAGCCCGUAUACGGAGACUGCACGAUGACUAAUCUCGUUAAUACCAACCUGGGAUUUAUUGUCUUUGGAUUAAUUUUUGCUUCAUUCUACGGCAGUGCAACGCGAAUAUUCGACAUUGAAAACAUCCCGGUCGUUAAAUACGUGGCUGUUGCCGGACGGAACGUUACCAUCAGCUGUCCUGGAGUGAACGAGCACUCACUAAUCGAUACGCUCAUUUGGAAAACCACACAAACCGUGGCAGAGUACGUUAAUGGGUUGCCCCUAGUAAACAAUCCAAGGAUCACACUACUGCCGGACAACUUCAGCUUACACAUCAGUCCGACCAGCUCGGCCGAUACGGCGGAAUAUACCUGUUUGUUUAACGACCGUCACAGUCCGGAAGCGAUUGCCGAUCUGCUAGUGCAAGAUGUGCCAGAUCCACCAGGUAGACCGCUGGUGGUAAGCUUCACGUCACGUUCCGUCGAUUUAUCCUGGGCCCAUUCGCAGGACGCACGGAACGCACCGGUUACGAAUUUCAUCAUCGAAACAAGGGUCGGUGAAAAUGGCGACUGGAAUCAGGUAUCACCGAUUUACACCAAGUCCAAUUUGGCAUCGUAUCAGGUGACGGAUCUGCUCCCAUUUACCGUGUACAGCUUUCGUAUCAUCGCUGUUAACGAGCUGGGCCACAGUGCACCUUCAAAGGAGUCGUACUACUUCGUAACGUUACGGGAAGCACCAACCGGUAAGCCCGUAACGACGAUAGCGCACAACACAUCCGCCACCUCGGUGUACAUCUCGUGGAAGCCGCCACCACCGGACACGAUUUUGGGCGAGUUUCUUGGUUACCGUAUAACGUACCGUACCCGGGAUCGUCACGCAGAGGACGUGAAGGAGAUUUACAUUCGCGACAGUACCGUCGAGAGCCACGAGAUACACAAUCUGGAAACGUAUACACAGUAUCUGGUGUCGAUACAGGUGUUUAAUCCCGAAGGAUUAGGUCCACCGACGACCGUGCUAGUGAUGACCGACGAAGGUGUGCCGACCAAACCGAGGAACCUAAGCGUGCUGGAAAUAACGUCAACAACGAUCCGUAUCAGCUGGCUAGAGCCGGAAAAGCGGAAUGGUGUCAUCCACGGCUAUCGGGUUUAUUACGUCUACCAGAACCAAACGCUGCUCCAUCUGCCAAUCCUGAAGAACGACGCGGCCCAAAACUCCGUCUUUUACUACACGCUGACAAACCUGAAGCCCUACACGGAUUAUCGGAUCAUUGUGACAGCGUUCACGCUCAAGUACGAUGGUGAACCGUCGGAGGUAUCGCUGCGGACGGACGUGGGAGGGCCGAGUCCACCGAAGGUGGUGAACCUGACCUGCCAUUCGCUUGAUUCGCUGUUCUUUAGCUGGCGAAUACCACGCAUCUACCACUCGUCGAUCGAUUUCUACAUCGUUAACUACCGCAAUCUGGAGUACGAAGAUACGCACGAGAGACGCAUCUCGGCCAACGCGUCCAUCGUCGAAACGUCGAUGGUUAUUCACAACCUAACGACAAACAGUGCGUACGAGGUGAAGGUCCGUGCGGCGACCGUAAGUACGGUGAAUCCGAAAAAGGUGGUCCUCGGCACCUAUUGUGAACCGAUAAAGAUUACACUACGGGCGAAUUGUGAACAGUAUCAACCACCUCCGCUAAGACACAAUCCGUACGUUGAUCAGGAGCUCGUCAUUUUGGCCGGUAUCGUGAUCGGUUGUUUUGGGUUGCUGCUAAUCAUUAUUGCGAUAGUGUUGUGGAGGAAAUGUUUCCACGCGUCUUACGAUGCCGGUGGCCAAAGACCGUCGGAACGGAACGACCACAAACCGGUACAAUCGAAUGGUUGGAAAACGUCCUGCGAUUCGAACGGCAUCGUGCAAACUUCGAUUCCCUCGGAGGAGUACAUCAAUGGACAGCAGCAAGCGAUGAUCGAUCGAUUCCAUCGCUAGGCGUCGCUGCUGAGAUGACUGAUUAAUGGUAGGCAUCGAUCGGUACUCGAACUGCACCCAUCGACGACGACUGUUCACUGAACUUGUCUGUCUGUUUCGCUGUAGCUCAAAAACAGACAGGCAGCCGGGGCUGGGCAAGCUCGUGUGUUGGUAUGCCAACGUAUCGGACACCUGGCUGUUAUGGAUGGAAUGUACCUGACUAGGAUAAUUUAACAUAUAAGUCGCUUUAGAAACGGCAGAUGUAGUAGAAGUAAAAAUAAAAAAAAAAAACAUCGAAAUCUCGACUAUCCCGAGGAUUGUUACGUGUGUGACAGAGCAGUUGAAGUGCAGCAGUUAGUUCCUUGCCAAAUACUGGGAUGUGUUGUAAUUUUAGUUAUUUUUUGUUUGUUUUUUUGUUUGCUAUUUUUUAUCAAUAUGGCUAGGGAAAGAAGUGAUUUUUUCGUUGAACAAUUUUUAGUUCAUUACUGACUAUUUUUCAGUUCAUCGAUAAAACACUCCUGGUGCAGAAUAUAAUUAAUCACAUUUCUUAUUUUUUUCACUUAAAACUUGUUUUUUUUUCUACCACACGUCAAAAUGUGUGGUUCAGCUGCUCGUUUAAAAAACGAUCUCGGGUGUAAGAAAGGUGGUUGAAAAGUGCGCUAGUGAAGGACGGUUGAAGAAGCAAAAUCAGUUUUGCUAGCGCUUUGCGUAGCUGUUAGAAUAAUUAACUGUGCAUGUAUCAGAAAAAUUGCGGAAGUGAAUGAAGAAUGAAGUCGCACAAAAAUGCUGUGCGAACGUUGCCGGUUGAAUGCCUGUGUACAUAAACAUUCUAUUACUAUUUGCUAGCGAGAUACAGAUGAAGAGAUAAAAUCGAAAUGGAUGAAUAGUGCUAAUAAAUUGAAGGGAAAGGAAAAAAACUGAAAUAAAUGACUGUGACUGUCCAACGAAA
Molecule: messenger RNA, 5236 nt
Organism: Anopheles funestus (African malaria mosquito)
Lineage: Eukaryota; Metazoa; Arthropoda; Insecta; Diptera; Culicidae
Product: protein sidekick-2-like
Exons: 12
Coding region: 2383-4308 (641 amino acids)
Molecular function (GO): protein binding
Source: RefSeq, a predicted model, not a curated record